Molecule: messenger RNA, 6771 nt
Organism: Pipistrellus kuhlii (Kuhl's pipistrelle)
Lineage: Eukaryota; Metazoa; Chordata; Mammalia; Chiroptera; Vespertilionidae
Gene: CACNA1I
Product: calcium voltage-gated channel subunit alpha1 I
Exons: 37
Coding region: 167-6628 (2153 amino acids)
Biological process (GO): calcium ion transmembrane transport; calcium ion import; sodium ion transmembrane transport
Cellular component (GO): plasma membrane; voltage-gated sodium channel complex; voltage-gated calcium channel complex
Molecular function (GO): low voltage-gated calcium channel activity; voltage-gated sodium channel activity
Source: RefSeq, a predicted model, not a curated record
CGCCGCCCCGGGCGCCCCGGGGGCGCAGCUGAUCCUGAGCCGCCGCGGGGCGGGCGGCGCGGCUGGGGUCCCCGAUCCCGGGCUGGGGGACCGCACCGCCCCCGCGUCUGCAGCCUGGACCCCGCCGCCCGCCGAGCCCGCGCCCGGCUCCCUGCUCAGCGCCGACAUGGCCGAGAGCUGCUCGCCGCCCGCCUCUUCCGCUGUGGCCCUGGCCCCCGAGCCGGGAGCCACGGAGCAGCCGGGGCCCGGGAGCCCCCCUCCCUCCCCUCCGGGCCUGGAGGAGCCCCAGGAGGGAGCCAGCGCUGAUGUCCCCCACCCGGACCUGGCGCCCGUGGCCUUCUUCUGCCUGCGUCAGACCACCAGCCCCCGGAACUGGUGCAUCAAGAUGGUGUGUAACCCGUGGUUUGAAUGCGUCAGCAUGCUGGUCAUCCUGCUCAACUGCGUGACGCUCGGCAUGUACCAGCCGUGCGACGACAUGGACUGCCUGUCGGAGCGCUGCAAGAUCCUGCAGGUCUUCGACGACUUCAUCUUCAUCUUCUUCGCCAUGGAGAUGGUGCUCAAGAUGGUGGCCCUGGGCAUCUUCGGCAAGAAGUGCUACCUGGGGGACACGUGGAACCGCCUGGACUUCUUCAUCGUCAUGGCGGGGAUGGUGGAGUACUCGCUGGACCUGCAGAACAUCAACCUGUCGGCCAUCCGCACCGUGCGCGUCCUGAGGCCCCUCAAAGCCAUCAACCGCGUGCCCAGCAUGCGCAUCCUGGUGAACCUGCUGCUGGACACGCUGCCCAUGCUGGGGAACGUGCUGCUGCUCUGCUUCUUCGUCUUCUUCAUCUUCGGCAUCAUCGGCGUGCAGCUGUGGGCCGGCCUGCUGCGCAACCGCUGCUUCCUGGAGGAGAACUUCACCGUACAAGGGGACGUGGCCCUGCCCCCCUACUACCAGCCGGAGGAGGACGACGAGAUGCCCUUCAUCUGCUCGCUCUCGGGGGACAACGGCAUUGUGGGCUGCCACGAGAUCCCGCCGCUGCGGGAGCGGGGCCGCGAGUGCUGCCUGUCCAAGGACGACGUCUACGACCCCGGGGCCGCGCGCCCGGACCUCAACGCCAGCGGGCUCUGCGUCAACUGGAACCGCUACUACAACGUGUGCCGCACGGGCAGCGCCAACCCCCACAAGGGCGCCAUCAACUUCGACAACAUCGGCUACGCCUGGAUCGUCAUCUUCCAGGUGAUCACUCUGGAGGGCUGGGUGGAGAUCAUGUACUACGUGAUGGAUGCCCACUCCUUCUACAACUUCAUCUAUUUCAUCCUGCUCAUCAUAGUGGGCUCCUUCUUCAUGAUCAACCUGUGCCUCGUUGUCAUAGCGACCCAGUUCUCGGAGACCAAGCAGCGGGAGCACCGGCUGAUGCUGGAGCAGCGGCAGCGUUACCUGUCCUCCAGCACGGUGGCCAGCUACGCCGAGCCGGGCGACUGCUACGAGGAGAUCUUCCAGUACGUGUGCCACAUCCUGCGCAAGGCCAAGCGCCGCGCCCUGGGCCUCUACCAGGGCCUGCAGCGCCGGCGGGCCCCGGGCCCGGGGGGCCCCGCCGCCCCGCCCGCGCCCCACGCCACGGAGCCCAGGCACCUCAAGCCGUGCCCGGGACACAGCCCCCCGCGCCCGGCGCCCCCCAUGCUGAUGCAGCCCAUCUCUGCCAUGCUGGCCUCCGACCCCUCCGGAGGCCCCCGCUGCCAGCACAGCGCGGGUCACCGGCCCCCGGGCCUGGGCAGCACCGACUCGGGCCAGGAGGGCUGGGGCCUGGGGGGCUCCGGCGGGGGAGAGGACGAGGCCGACGGGGACGGGGCCUCCUCGGGGCUGGGGAAGGAGGACGAGGAGGAGCGGGCCGAGGGGGCCGGCUGGCUCUGCGGGGCCGUGUGGCGGGAGAUGCGCGCCAGGCUGCGAGGCAUCGUGGACAGCAAGUACUUCAACCGGGGCAUCAUGAUGGCCAUCCUGGUCAACACCGUCAGCAUGGGCAUCGAGCACCACGAGCAGCCCGAGGAGCUGACCAACGUCCUGGAGAUCUGCAACGUGGUCUUCACCAGCAUGUUCGCCCUGGAGAUGCUGCUGAAGCUGGCGGCCUUCGGGCUCUUCGACUACCUGCGCAACCCCUACAACAUCUUCGACAGCAUCAUCGUCAUCAUCAGCAUCUGGGAGAUCGUGGGGCAGGCGGACGGCGGGCUGUCCGUGCUGCGCACCUUCCGGCUGCUGCGGGUGCUGAAGCUGGUGCGCUUCAUGCCUGCGCUGCGGCGCCAGCUGGUGGUGCUCAUGAAGACCAUGGACAACGUGGCCACCUUCUGCAUGCUGCUCAUGCUCUUCAUCUUCAUCUUCAGCAUUCUCGGGAUGCACAUCUUUGGCUGCAAGUUCAGCCUCCGCACGGACACGGGAGACACCAUCCCGGACAGGAAGAACUUCGACUCCCUGCUGUGGGCCAUCGUCACGGUGUUCCAGAUCCUCACCCAGGAGGACUGGAACGUCGUCCUCUACAACGGCAUGGCCUCCACCUCACCCUGGGCCUCCCUCUACUUCGUGGCCCUCAUGACCUUCGGCAACUACGUGCUCUUCAACCUGCUGGUGGCCAUCCUGGUGGAGGGCUUCCAGGCGGAGGGUGACGCCAAUCGCUCCUACUCGGACGAGGACCAGAGUUCGUCCAGCCCUGACGAGUUUGACAAGCUGCAGGAGGGCCUGGACAGCCUCGGAGACCCCAAGCUGUGCCCGAUUCCUCUGACACCCAACGGGCACCUGGACCUCAGCCUCCCUCUGUGUGGCCACCUGGGCCCCGCCGGGCCCGCGGCCCCUGCCCGCCUGUCGCUGCAGCCGGACCCCAUGCUGGUGGCCCUGGGCUCCCGCAAGAGCAGCGUCAUGUCGCUGGGCAGGGUGAGCUACGACCAGCGCUCCCUGUCCAGCUCCCGGAGCUCCUGCUACGGGCCCUGGGGCCGCAGUGGGGCCUGGGCCAGCCGCCGCUCCAGCUGGAACAGCCUCAAGCACAGGCCGCCGUCCGCGGAGCACGAAGCCCUGCUGGCUGCCGAGCGCGGGGCCCGGGCCGGCGAGGGCGUCCGGGACGAGGGGCCGCCGCGGCCCGCGCCCCCGCACACCCCGCACGUCUGCCACGCCCACCCCGGCCCCCGCCCGGCCCCCCGCCACCACCUGCACCACCACCACCGCCGCCACCGCCGGACGCUGUCCCUGGACACCCGGGGCUCGCUGGACCUGGCCGAGCUGGGGCCCCCGGUGGGCCCCCGCCCCCGGGCGGCCUGGAGGGCGGCCGGCCUGGGCCCCGGGCACGAGGACUGCAAUGGCAGGAUGCCCCACCUCGCCAAGGAGGUCUUCACGCAGAUGGGGGGCCGCCGGGACCACGGGGAAGAUGAAGAGGAGGUGGACUACACCCUGUGCUUCCGGGUUCGCAAGAUGAUUGACGCGUACAAGCCGGACUGGUGCGAGCUGCGGGAGGACUGGUCCGUCUUCCUCUUCUCCCCGGAGAACAGGUUCCGGGUCCUGUGCCAGACCAUCAUCGCCCACAAGCUCUUCGACUACGUCGUCCUGGCCUUCAUCUUUCUCAACUGCAUCACCAUUGCCCUGGAGCGGCCCCAGAUCGAGGCCGGCAGCACUGAACGCAUAUUCCUCACCGUGUCCAACUACAUCUUCACGGCCAUCUUCGUGGGCGAGAUGACCCUCAAGGUGGUCUCGCUGGGCCUGUACUUCGGGGAGCAGGCGUACCUGCGCAGCAGCUGGAACGUGCUGGACGGCUUCCUGGUCUUCGUGUCCAUCAUCGACAUUGUGGUAUCCCUGGCCUCGGCCGGCGGCGCCAAGAUCCUGGGGGUCCUCCGGGUGCUGCGGCUCUUGCGCACCCUGCGGCCCCUGCGGGUCAUCAGCCGGGCCCCGGGCCUGAAGCUGGUGGUGGAGACGCUCAUCUCCUCCCUUAAGCCCAUCGGCAACAUCGUCCUCAUCUGCUGCGCCUUCUUCAUCAUCUUCGGCAUCCUGGGGGUGCAGCUCUUCAAGGGCAAGUUCUACCACUGUCUGGGCGUGGACACCCGCAACAUCACCAACCGCUCCGACUGCAUGGCCGCCAACUACCGCUGGGUCCAUCACAAGUACAACUUCGACAACCUGGGCCAGGCCCUGAUGUCCCUCUUCGUCCUGGCCUCCAAGGAUGGCUGGGUGAACAUCAUGUACAACGGUCUGGAUGCUGUCGCCGUGGACCAGCAGCCCGUGCCCAACCACAACCCCUGGAUGCUGCUCUACUUCAUCUCCUUCCUGCUCAUCGUCAGCUUCUUCGUGCUCAACAUGUUCGUGGGCGUGGUGGUGGAGAACUUCCACAAGUGCCGGCAGCACCAGGAGGCCGAGGAGGCGCGGCGCCGCGAGGAGAAGCGGCUGCGGCGCCUGGAGAAGAAGCGCCGGAAGGCCCAGAGGCUGCCCUACUACGCCACCUACUGCCCCACCCGGCUGCUCAUCCACUCCAUGUGCACCAGCCACUACCUGGACAUCUUCAUCACCUUCGUCAUCUGCCUCAACGUGGUCACCAUGUCCCUGGAACACUACAACCAGCCGAUGUCCCUGGAGAUAGCCCUCAAGUACUGCAACUACUUUUUCACCACCGUCUUUGUGCUGGAGGCCGUGCUGAAGCUGGUGGCAUUUGGUCUGCGGCGCUUCUUCAAGGACCGGUGGAACCAGCUGGACCUGGCCAUCGUGCUGCUGUCGGUCAUGGGCAUCACGCUGGAGGAGAUUGAGAUCAACGCAGCCCUGCCCAUCAACCCCACCAUCAUCCGCAUCAUGCGGGUUCUGCGCAUCGCCCGGGUGCUGAAGCUGCUGAAGAUGGCCACGGGCAUGCGGGCGCUGCUGGACACGGUGGUGCAGGCUCUGCCCCAGGUGGGCAACCUGGGCCUCCUCUUCAUGCUGCUCUUCUUCAUCUACGCCGCCCUGGGCGUGGAGCUCUUCGGGAAGCUGGUCUGCAACGAGGACAACCCGUGCGAGGGCAUGAGCCGGCACGCCACCUUCGAGAACUUCGGCAUGGCCUUCCUCACGCUCUUCCAGGUCUCCACUGGCGACAACUGGAACGGCAUCAUGAAGGACACGCUGCGGGACUGCACGCACGACGAGCGCAGCUGCCUGAGCAGCCUGCAGUUCGUGUCGCCGCUCUACUUCGUCAGCUUCGUGCUCACCGCCCAGUUCGUGCUCAUCAACGUGGUGGUGGCCGUGCUCAUGAAGCACCUGGACGACAGCAACAAGGAGGCCCAGGAGGACGCCGAGAUGGACGCCGAGCUGGAGCUGGAGAUGGCCCAAGGCCUGGGGCCCGGCCCGCGGCCGCCCGGCGGAGGGGGAGACCCCGAGGGCCCCCUGUGCCCGCACUGCUACUCUCCGGCCCAGGAGAACCUGUGGCUGGACAGCGUCUCUUUAAUCAUCAAGGACUCGGUGGAGGGGGAGCUGACCAUCAUCGACAACCUGUCGGGGUCCGUCUUCCACCACUACGCCUCCCCGGCCGGCUGCCGGGGCUGCCACGACAGGCAGGAGGUGCAGCUGGCCGAGACGGAAGCCUUCUCCCUGAACUCAGACAAGUCCUUGUCCAUCCUGCUGGGCGAUGACCUGAGUCUCGAGGACCCCCCAGCCUGCCCGCUCCGCCCUACGGACAGCAAGGGCGAGCCGGACCCGGCCGAGCCCAUCCGCGUGGGGGACCUGGGCGAGUGCUUCUUCCCCUUGUCCAACACGGCCGUCUCCGCGGGCCCGGAGAGCCUCCUGUGCGAGAUGGAGGCCGUCCCCUUCGGCCCCGUCCGCUCCUGGCUGAAGCACGAGGGCGGCCAAGCGGCACCUUCCAGCCCCUUCUCCCCGGAGGCCGCCAGCCCGCUGCUGCCCAUGCCCUCCGAGUUCUUCCAUCCCGCCGUGUCCUCCGGCCAGAAGGGGCCGGAGAGGGGCGCUGGGGCCGGGGCCCUCCCCAAGAUCGCCCUGCAGGGCUCCUGGGCGUCCCUGCGGUCACCCAGCGUCAACUGCACCCUCCUCCGGCAGGCCACCGGGAGCGACACGUCGCUGGAGGCCAGCCGCAGCAGCUCGGCGGGCAGCCUGCAGACCACGCUGGAGGACAGCCUGACGCUGAGCGACAGCCCCCGGCGCGCCCUGGGGCCGCCCGCCCCCGCCCCGGGCCCGCGGGCCGGCCUGUCCCCCGCCUCCGGCCGCGGGAGCCUGCGGGGCCGCGGCCCGGCCGGCCGGCGCGGGCUGGGGUUGCACCAGCGCAGCCACAGCAGCGGCGGCUCCACCAGCCCGGGCUGCACGCACCACGACUCCAUGGACCCCUCGGACGAGGAGGGCGCGGGGGGCCGGGGCGCGGGCGGCGGGGGCGGGGGCAGCGAGCACUCGGAGACGCUCAGCAGCCUCUCGCUCACCUCGCUCUUCUGCCCGCCGCCCGCGCCCUCGGGGCUGCCGCCCGCCAGGAGGUUCAGCAGCACCAGCAGCCUGGCCGCCGGCCCCACCGGCCGCCCCCGCGGCCCCGGGCCCCUCGGCGGCCUGGCCCGGAGCCCCUCCUGGGCCGCCGAUCACGGCAAGGACCCCCGGGGCCCCGCCCGGCCCCCCGGGGAGCUGCAGCCCGCCGACGCCGCCAGCAAGAGGAAGAGAUGAGGGCCGCGGGGCCCAGCCCUCCGUCUCACCGGUUACCUCAGGGGCCAGGGGCAGACAGCGGUACUGGUCCCAGCCUGGACUCCGUCCGCAGGGGGCCCCCAGUGUCCGGCCACCCGGCGCCCCGGAGCCAGUCUGGGUGGGCU